Labeo rohita (rohu) is the source of this 4547-nucleotide messenger RNA. It is a transcript of the gene mblac2, whose product is annotated as metallo-beta-lactamase domain containing 2. The transcript has 2 exons. The coding region runs from base 125 to 952 and encodes 275 amino acids. Lineage: Eukaryota; Metazoa; Chordata; Actinopteri; Cypriniformes; Cyprinidae. The record is from RefSeq and is a predicted model, not a curated record.
UUGCGGAACUGGGUGUCAGCGUUCUUUCUGCGGCUGCAGCAGCUAGGAUUUGAAACCAAAAUUAUACGUUAACAGCCAUACAUUUAACCUUGUAUACAAUAAUAACCUCUUGAAUGUAUUGGAGAUGUCUGCGACUGAUUGGUACGCGCACAAGUCGCUGGAAAAUGGCGUGUUUUGGAUCCAGGAGCGGUUUUAUGAAUCGGGGAACAGAGCGAAUAUCUGGCUCAUACGCGGGUCCCAUCAGGACGUCAUUAUAGAUACUGGACUGGGUUUACGGAGUCUGCCUGAAUACAUCAGUAGUAAAGGGUUGCUAGGGGACGAUUCGAAGCGUAAGAACCCGCUGUUGGCCAUUGGCACGCAUGUGCAUUUUGAUCAUUCGGGUGGGCUGCAUCAGUUUCAACAGGUGGGCGUGCACAAGGCGGAGGUGGAUGCUUUGGCUAACGGUGACAACUUUGAGACCGUGACAUGGUUAUCUGAUCGAGAGAUCGUGGAGAAUCCAGCGCCUGGAUGGCGAGCAAGACAGUACAGAGUGAAGGCUGUAACGCCAACACAUAUAUUACAAGAAGGUGACGUUAUCAACCUUGGCGACCGUCAGCUUACUGUUCUUCACAUGCCAGGCCAUUCCAGAGGCAGCAUUUGUCUCCAUGACAAGGAGAGCAAAAUGCUGUUUAGUGGAGACGUGGUGUAUGAUGGUUCCAUGAUCGAUUGGCUUCCCUACAGCCGGAUCAGCGACUACAUCCGUAGCUGCGAAAGGCUGGUUGAGAUGGUUGAUAAAGAGGAGAUUGACCAGGUCAUGCCUGGCCAUUAUAACACUUUCGGGAGCAAGCGGCUACACCGGUUAGCCUCCAACUACAUCGCUAGUGCCGGCGCCUGCCACAGAGCCUCCACCUGCGUGGUGAAGUCCAUUGCCAGCCUGGCACUUCGAGCCUCCAACUCAAGAAGUGCCUGCUAGUAGUUAUGAUAAAGACUACUAUGCAACAACAUAUGUCAUUGCAGACCUCACUAUUGAGCACACUGAAAACACUGAGCAAUACAGUGUGCUAAUGAUAUACAGUAUACAGUUUGAUAGUACUAUUUAUGUUCAUGGUUAAAAAAAAAUGCUGCACAAUAUCCAUCAAAGCAUCAAGAAGAUCAGUAGACAUUGUCACAUUUUAAAGGUGCUGUUUGUAAUUUUCAACGCUGAUGCGUAGAGGUAUCUGUAGAAAUAUGAAAAAACACUAGAUUGUUGAGCAGCCCAAUAUAGCAAGGUUGUUUUUUUGUUUUUCCUUCCCCAAACCCAGCACCACAGCCCAUUUCAUUAGUCAACUCAAUCACACAGUUACCUAUGAGGAAAAGGUUAGAGUUUACUGGUUCAUUAGAGUUAUGAAAAAUAAUGGAUUGAUCCAUUUGCGACGAAUGGUAAUGCCGUCUAUCAGAAUGUGCUAUCAGUGUUACCACCUUAUUUUACAGCGCAAAGAUAAGCUAUUUCCUGUGAAGGUGCGAGGUUUUUAAUUCAUUAGCUGCUAUAUAAUAGCAAAGUACAGUAAUCAGUAAAACUAUUUGAGCUCUAAACCAGUAUGUUUGAUAUAAAAUAAUUCAAAUAAUACUUGUUUGCAGUAUCAGUGCCUAGUUUGCAGUGUCAAGCAGAAUCUAAAAUAAAUAUAAGCGGCUGACACUGGAAGCCCUUCACAUUAAGAUAGACAUGGCCACACUCACUCUUAAAAAUAAGGUUAAUACUAAGGUUAAGAUUAGGGUUAUGGGUUAGCAUUUGUUUCAGCAUUGUAGUCAAUUAGCACUUUGAUUGACAUGACCAAUGAAUUGCCUGUGUCCUGUGUUAUUUUAGUAUUAUAGAGAUACUAUUAUUAGUUAGUAUUAGUAGAUAGUAUUAUUAGUUUUUAUUGUAGGUAUUAUAUAUUUAGUUGUAGUUUGGGAGUAAGAGUUUUAAUGUUGUUUAUUUUUUUUUAUUUUUUUUUUAAGGAAGUCUCUUAUGCUCAUCAAAUUUCCAUUUAUUUGAUCAAAAAUACAGAAAAAGUUAUAUUCUGAAAUAUUAUUGCAAUUUAAAAUAAGUCUUCUAUUUUAAUGUUUAAUUAAUUAACAUACUUUAUAAUUUGUUUCUGUGAAUCUGAAUUUUUAAGAGCCAUUACACCAGUCUUCAGUGUCACACAAUCCUGAAAUCAUUCUAAUAUGCUGAUUUAUUCUUAAUGUUGGAAACAGUUGAGCGGCUUUUUUUUUUUUUUUUUUUUUUUGGAACUGAUACUUUUUUUAAGGAUCCUUUGAUGAAUAAAAAGUUAAAAAGAACAGCAUUUAUUUAAAAUGGAAAUCUUUUCUAACAAUAUAAGUCUUUACUAUCACUUUUUAUCAAUUUAAUACAUCCUUGCUGAAUAAAAGUAUUUAUUUCUUUUAAACUUUGAACGGUAGUGUGUACUGUUACAAAAAUUCUUUUUAACUUUUUAUUCAUCAAAGAAUCCUGAAAAAAAGUAUCACAGGUUCCAAAAAAUAUUAAGCAGCACAGCUGUUUCCAAUAUUGAUAAUAAAUCAGCAUAUUAGUCUGCACCAAUAACCUUGUAGUUAGUGUGUCGACGUACAGCGCAACUGCGCUCACGGCGACCCGAGUUCAAUUCCCGUCUCGAGGUCCUUUGCCGAUCAUGCUCCCCUCUUUCCUCCCACUGCUUUCCUGUCAUCUCUCCUACUGUCCUAUCUACAAAAAUGCAUAUUAGAGGAAUCAAUUCUAUUUAAAGUAGGGCUGGCAAACGAUCAAUCGCGAUUAAUCGCAUACUAAUUUAAGUUUGCCUAAUAUAUAUGUGUGUACUGUGUGUAAUUAUGUAUAUAUAAAUGCAAGCACAUUCAUGUAUAUAUUUAAGAAAUAUUUACAAGUAUAUGCAUUUAUUAUAAUUUUUAUAGAAUGUAUAAUAUAUAUAAAUUAAAAUAUUUUGUACAUAAAUAAGAUUUAAAUAUAUACAUUAAUUUGUGUGUAUUUAUAUGUACAUAAUAAUUUUGUAUGCAAUUAAUCGCGAUUAAUCAUUUGACAGCCCUACUUUUAAGUAUAUUAAAAUAGAAAACUGCAAUUGCAAUAAUAUUUCACAAUAUUACUAUUGCAAUAAUAAUAUCACAAUAUCAAAUAAACAGCGUUGUUGAGCAGGAAAUGCUUCUUAAAAAAACAUUAAAAAUCUUACCGAUCCCAAACAUUUGAACAGCAGUGUAUAUAGUUAAUUUAUUUUAUUAUAGUUAAUAUUUUGAAUUAUUAUUAUUAUUUUGAUUUUUUUUUUUUUACUUUAAUAACCCUGCUGUUAGAGGGUGCACUCAACUUGUUUGGGGGAAAAAAUGACGUUCCAGGACUGAAUGUUUGGAUAAACCUAUUUGGAUGAAUUAUUAUUAUUCAAUUCAAUUUGGGUAACUAGUGAUGUAGAAAUUACACACUGCACCUUUAAUAAAUAUAAUCAUUAUAUAAACAUUUGGUAACUUUAAGAUUUACGCAGGAUAAAGACUUGGUAUGUCUAAAAAUCACAAAAAAGACACAUUGUAGCUGACUUUGUAGUUAUAAUUAGAAGUAAUCUGAUCUGAUUCAGAUAAACUGUUAUUGAAGAGACAGUGAGGUGUUAGUUCAAAUGGGAGACAAGAUGAAUUAGUAGCAAACUGUUGUCUUGUUCUCUAUGACAGUAUCUGCAUGAGACAUUAAUGUAGCACAGCAUGGACGCAGCGUUAUUCUAUUAUUCUAUAGGCUCAGAGUGAAUUGUGUUGUGUAAGUGAUCAAAGUGCAUUAUUUACAAAUGCGAAUAACAAAAUAAUAAUAACAAAAUCAUAAUCUUUCCACGCCAGUCAUAUAAGACAGGAAAAAAGACUAGCCUUGACUGAAAGAUGCCUGAACAAUGAUUUUUGUUUGGUUUAGUUCCAUAACACUGCCUCCAUACUAGUAGUUCUCUUUGCCGUGUACUUAUUUGCAAACUGCACAAUGAUUUUAUCUGUAUUAGUAAUUUUUAUAUGGAAGCACAUACGUAAGUCAGUGUGGGUGAUGGUACAUAGUUCGUUGAAGGCCAAAGGCUGUUUUUCCCUCUCAGUAAUUCACUGCCUUAUUUUAAUCUGUCAUAAUUGUAAGGGCUUCCUCUUUAGUGUUCAAAUGUGAAAAUGCCACAAUUUGUGAGUGUAUGAAAUGAGAUGUUGUAUAAAAUGAGGUGUUCGUGGAGUGAUAAGAAUGACUGACAUCGAGUCACUCAUUUAUGUUGCCAAACUACAAAUAUGCUGCUUUUGAUGUAAUUUUCAUAAUGCUGACAUGUUGUUUUCACAUCAUUAAUGAGAGAGUAGAAUGUGUUUGUGUGAAUGUGAUGGACAGCGAUAUAAUAUAUGUAUAAUGAAUCUACAGUUGAAGUGAGCUUGUACAGUAUAUGUGCACUAUGUUUCUGCUCAGGGAUCUCUUGAAUCCAGGCAAAAUGAGCAGAGCUAUACAUGCAACACUAUAUUCAGUGCCUCUUGGAGAGUAAACAAACAAAUACCUCGCAAUGCCGCAGUGACAACAGCUGUUGUAAUACAAAGGCACCUGUUUAACAAUAUACUCACUUUCAGUUCUGUAUACA